AUGGCGCGUUCGUGGCUUGAUAUCGACCCUUCUAGCGACUUCUCGCUGGCCAACAUCCCCUUUGGCAUCAUCAGCACCCCCGACGACUCGUCGCCCCAUGUCGGCAUAGCCAUUGGCACCUACGUCCUGGACCUCAAAGUGUUGGCUCUUCAGAUCGGGCCAGAAAACCUAUUGCCGUCUGGUGGGGCAUCCAGCCUAGCAGUCUUUGCACAACCUACACUCAAUGCCUUCGCGCAGCUUGGAAGAUCCGUCCAUCGCCAUGUCCGAGAAAGAAUCCAGGAUCUCCUAUCAGAAGACACAACUCGCCCGGACCUCCUGAAGAACAAUGCCGAACUGCGAGAAAGGGCCCUUGUGCCUCAACAAAGCGUCCAAAUGCACCUUCCGAUGGUCAUUGGCGAUUAUACCGACUUUUACGCCGGUUAUCACCAUGCCUACGCCGUAGGUGUCAUGUUCCGCGGUCCGGAAAACGCUCUGCAACCAAACUACACUCACUUUCCGGUUGGAUACCAUGGGAGAGCCUCCAGUAUCGUCGUGUCAGGCACACCAGUGCGUCGCCCCGUCGGCCAGAUCCUACAGGACCCCAAAGCAGAUCCCAAGCGGCCGACUGUGGCACCCACCCAAAGGCUAGACAUUGAACUUGAACUGGGCUGCUUCAUCAGCAAGUCAAACCCCCUGGGCCAGCCAGUUGGUAUUGACGAGGCGGAAGAGCACGUCUUUGGCUACGUCCUCUUGAACGAUUGGAGCGCGAGGGACAUUCAAGCGUGGGAGUACGUCCCGCUGGGCCCGUUCAAUGGCAAAAACUUUGCCACGACAAUCAGCCCCUGGGUGGUGCUUGCGGAUGCGCUAGAGCCGUUUAGGACCAAGGGAAUCGAGAAUCCGACUCCGGUGCAGGAAUAUCUCAAGGAGAAGAGGGAGGCCACCGUCUAUGAUAUCCAUCUGGAGGUGGACCUAACAACUCCAGAAGGCAACACAAGCACGGUCGCCAAGACGAGCGGAAAGAACCUCAUGUGGUCGUUCCCGCAAAUGAUUGCCCACCAUACACUGGGAGGAUGCCCGCUGCGACCGGGCGACCUUUUGGGGUCGGGAACCAUCAGUGGACCGGUUCCAGAACAGAGUGGUAGUCUGCUUGAGUUGAGUGAGGGCGGCAAGCGGGAGUUCCAGCUCAAUGGCGGCAAUGAAACUCGCAUGUUCCUGAAGGACGGAGAUACUGUCACCCUACGUGGUUUUUGUGUGGGAAAGGCGGGCGGAAGGGUCGGGUUUGGCGAGUGUACGGGACGAGUGCAAGGCUAA
Neurospora tetrasperma FGSC 2508 is the source of this 1290-nucleotide messenger RNA. Its product is annotated as fumarylacetoacetase. NCBI's taxonomy places the organism in Eukaryota, Fungi, Ascomycota, Sordariomycetes, Sordariales, Sordariaceae. The record is from RefSeq and is a predicted model, not a curated record. The transcript is spliced from 2 exons. Gene Ontology annotation, biological process: L-tyrosine catabolic process; homogentisate catabolic process; L-phenylalanine catabolic process. Gene Ontology annotation, molecular function: fumarylacetoacetase activity. The coding region runs from base 1 to 1290 and encodes 429 amino acids.